Urocitellus parryii (Arctic ground squirrel) is the source of this 1767-nucleotide messenger RNA. RefSeq names its product SBDS ribosome maturation factor (gene Sbds). The record is from RefSeq and is a predicted model, not a curated record. Lineage: Eukaryota; Metazoa; Chordata; Mammalia; Rodentia; Sciuridae. Gene Ontology annotation, biological process: cytosolic ribosome assembly; ribosome biogenesis.
CCGGGCCGGACGCCUGCGCAGUGCGUCUUCGAGGUGCGCAGUGGGUCUGCGAGGUGCGCAGUGGCUGUCGCAGACGGGCCUAGCCCAGUGGCUGUCGUUAGGGUUGCGCGCGCCUGGGGUCGUUGGAGUUGGGCACCAGUGGCCGCGAGGCGAAGAGCCCUGGUUCCCCGGCCGCGAUCUGUGAGCGGCCACCAUGUCUAUCUUCACCCCCACCAACCAGAUCCGCCUGACCAACGUGGCGGUGGUUCGCAUGAAGCGCGCAGGCAAGCGCUUCGAAAUCGCCUGCUACAAGAACAAGGUGGUGGGCUGGCGCAGCGGCGUGGAGAAAGACCUGGACGAGGUCCUGCAGACGCACUCCGUGUUCGUGAACGUCUCCAAAGGCCAGGUCGCUAAGAAGGAAGACCUCAUCAGUGCUUUCGGCACCGACGAUCAAACGGAAAUCUGCAAGCAGAUUUUGACUAAAGGAGAGGUUCAGGUAUCUGAUAAAGAAAGGCACACACAGCUGGAGCAGAUGUUUAGGGACAUUGCAACCAUCGUGGCAGACAAGUGUGUCAACCCGGAAACAAAGAGACCAUACACUGUUAUCCUUAUUGAGAGAGCCAUGAAGGACAUCCACUAUUCAGUCAAGCCCAAUAAGAGUACAAAACAGCAGGCUUUAGAAGUGAUAAAGCAGCUGAAGGAAAAGAUGAAGAUUGAACGUGCUCACAUGAGGCUCCGGUUCAUUCUUCCAGURAAUGAAGGGAAGAAGCUCAAGGACAAGCUCAAGCCGUUGAUCAAGGUUAUAGAAAGCGAAGACUAUGGCCAGCAGCUAGAAAUUGUGUGUCUGAUUGACCCAGGCUGCUUCCGRGAAAUUGAUGAGCUAAUACAAAAGGAAACAAAGGGCAAAGGUUCUUUGGAAGUUCUCAAUUUGAAAGACGUGGAAGAAGGAGAUGAGAAGUUUGAAUGACAUUCAUCAGUCUCUUCAGCUAUAAAACACUAAAAGGAGAUGUUUCUGUUUCUGGUAGCACUGUUCAAUUUCUGUGAUUUGCCAAAAAAAGUGAUCAAUUUGACAUUUCUGUCUUGUGUUCAUGUGUGCAUAAAAAGACUUCCUACAUGAGGAUAAUGUGGGAAUGACUUUGUUUUAAUUUUAAACAGGUGUUCUAAACACAAUGAAAACUCAAAAGUACCAAGUCCAGAGGGUCAUUUUGCUGCUGUCUCAGGCCUUUAUGGCACUCCAAAAUGAAAGCUUCCUGAGACAACUCUUGUGGCUAAAAAGUUAAGUUUUGUAUAUUAUAUAAGUAAGAUUAUUGGGAAAUAUGUCUGUAUGUUAAAAAGGAGUAUUUACUGGAAAAGAAAACGUGUAAUACAGCCUGUAGGGGUAACUAUCGUGUCAGUCAAGCUUGGAUGAUGACGUCCUGAUUAUCUGAAAUGGGCAUGUGGUGGCUGUAGGACUGAAUGAUGGUCAUUGAAUAUGCUGCCAAAACUCAGAUUGUCCUUGGUAAAAUAUAAAGUCAUUCGUUUCUAAUUCUUAAAGUUAUAUAACAUAUAUUAAUACAGCUAAAAUUAUAUGUGAUCAAUAAACUACUACUAUUUUUGUUAAACUGGCUUGUGUUUGUAGACAGCUUGCUAACUCCUUUUCUCCAUCUACAGUAGGGUUGGAAGUUGUCAGGAGAAUUAAAUAAGCUGGUGUUAAUGAACAUGCCUAUCUGACAAACACCAAAUAAAUCUUAAUUUGGGGGAUGUAAUUGUUUUAUUUUGUUGAUAGCAGUUUUUAUUUACACCGUUAAA